This is a messenger RNA of Oldenlandia corymbosa var. corymbosa, 390 nucleotides long. NCBI's taxonomy places the organism in Eukaryota, Viridiplantae, Streptophyta, Magnoliopsida, Gentianales, Rubiaceae. The record is from the annotation of a GenBank genome assembly.
AUGGAGGCAGCUGAAGAAGAGUUGGAAAGGAGGAGUAAGUUCUUGAACAGUUUGAUACUGAAGAAGAAAGCUGUAGAGCAGAAAGAGCAGCAUGAACGCUGGAACAUACGCGUUAGGGCUUCUGAUAUGGAUGUGAAUCUGCAGAAUCACGCCUUCAAGUGUGCUAGAGGGAAUCUUGACUCCAUGCCUAUUGGGAAGCUUGAUAGUAAACGCCUUGCUCUUUCUCUUAAAAAGGAAUUUGAUUCAACUUAUGGUCCAGCUUGGCACUGCAUUGUGGGAACCAGCUUUGGGUCAUAUGUUACACAUUCAACUGGAGGUUUCUUGUAUUUCUCAAUUGACAAGGUUUAUGUUCUUCUGUUCAAAACCGCUGUUGAACCAUUAGGCCAUUGA